AUGCCUUGGAAUCGCAAGCCAUUGGUUAUCAAUAAUGUCGUGUAUUGGUUUAAGAAUGCCCGGGCCGCCCUGAAACGUGUUGAAAUGCGUGGUGGAUUUGGGGGCACGCAGGGUGGUGGCAGUAGUGGUGGUGACAGCAGUGGUGGUGGCAGCAGUGGUGGUGGCAGCAGUGGUGGUGGCAGCAGUAAUGCCCGGGCCGCCCUGAAACGUGUUGAAAUGCGUGGUGGAUUUGGGGGCACGCAGGGUGGUGGCAGUAGUGGUGGUGACAGCAGUGGUGGUGGCAGCAGUGGUGGUGGCAGCAGAUCCCGUUUGCGAUCUUCAUAUUUAUGUUCAAAUCACAAUGCCCGGGCCGCCCUGAAACGUGUUGAAAUGCGUGGUGGAUUUGGGGGCACGCAGGGUGGUGGCAGUAGUGGUGGUGACAGCAGUGGUGGUGGCAGCAGUGGUGGUGGCAGCAGUGGUGGUGGCAGCAGUAAUGCCCGGGCCGCCCUGAAACGUGUUGAAAUGCGUGGUGGAUUUGGGGGCACGCAGGGUGGUGGCAGUAGUGGUGGUGACAGCAGUGGUGGUGGCAGCAGUGGUGGUGGCAGCAGUAAUGCCCGGGCCGCCCUGAAACGUGUUGAAAUGCGUGGUGGAUUUGGGGGCACGCAGGGUGGUGGCAGUAGUGGUGGUGACAGCAGUGGUGGUGGCAGCAGUGUACGAUCCCGUUUGCGAUCUUCAUAUUUAUGUUCAAAUCACGUUCUUCAUAUUUAUGUUCAAAGUUCCUGUACGUCAGUGGUAACGUUGCGCAUUGUCAUACUGCGCUGUAAGCCCCCACCAUUUGGUGAAAUAAAGGAUCAACUUUUAAAACUUUUGGUAUUACAAUCUCAUGCGGAAUUUCGUUCAACCGGUUGUCCACUCGAUGAGAAUGCCCGGGCCGCCCUGAAACGUGUUGAAAUGCGUGGUGGAUUUGGGGGCACGCAGGGUGGUGGCAGUAGUGGUGGUGACAGCAGUGGUGGUGGCAGCAGUGUUAAAAAACGCCAGAAAUCAACAAGCAGCCAGCAGUCAGAUUUAGUAUAA
Messenger RNA from Musca vetustissima, 1053 nucleotides. RefSeq lists its product as uncharacterized. Gene Ontology annotation, molecular function: RNA polymerase II cis-regulatory region sequence-specific DNA binding; DNA-binding transcription factor activity, RNA polymerase II-specific. Gene Ontology annotation, biological process: regulation of transcription by RNA polymerase II; chromatin remodeling. Bases 1 to 1053 code for a protein of 350 amino acids. Lineage: Eukaryota; Metazoa; Arthropoda; Insecta; Diptera; Muscidae. The transcript has 8 exons. The record is from RefSeq and is a predicted model, not a curated record.